Molecule: messenger RNA, 3381 nt
Organism: Acaromyces ingoldii
Lineage: Eukaryota; Fungi; Basidiomycota; Exobasidiomycetes; Exobasidiales; Cryptobasidiaceae
Product: WD40 repeat-like protein
Exons: 1
Coding region: 448-3231 (927 amino acids)
Biological process (GO): endonucleolytic cleavage to generate mature 5'-end of SSU-rRNA from (SSU-rRNA, 5.8S rRNA, LSU-rRNA); endonucleolytic cleavage in 5'-ETS of tricistronic rRNA transcript (SSU-rRNA, 5.8S rRNA, LSU-rRNA)
Cellular component (GO): nucleolus; 90S preribosome; small-subunit processome
Molecular function (GO): U3 snoRNA binding; protein binding
Source: RefSeq, a predicted model, not a curated record
CCGUCACUGAUCCGAAGAGUAGCCAGACAUCGACCUGUCCCAACGAUGGCAAAUGCAGAGGACGGAGCAGCUGCUUUGGCGGUCAAGACGGCUGAAAAACCAAGAUUGAGGACACGAUUCAUCAAGAAAAGCUCGCUGGAGCCCAUCUACACGGGAGGAGCAAGCACCGCGCUGACUUCAGAUGGUCGCUUCCUCUUUGCACCUGUCGAUCAAGUGGUCGUAGGUACAGACGUCUCGACUGGGAGGGCGAUAUGUCGAAUCGGCAGCGAUACUGAAGAAGUGACUGCUUUGGCAAUCACUCCUGACGAUACCACUCUGGUAAUUGCUUCGAGGUCUUUGAGCCUCCGGAUAUUCUCCCUCGAACGCAUCGAUGACAAUGAAGGGAUACGUAUCGUGGCAAAGCUUCGACGCAGCAUCGCAAGGAGCCACGAAGCCCCAGCUGCCAUCAUGCGCAUCGACUCGACUUCUUCGCUUCUGGCUACCGGGGCGGCAGAUGGCUGUGCCAAGGUGUGGGACAUUGCCGGUGGAUUCUGCACCCACGUCUUUCGCAACCACGGCGGCAUCGUCAGCGCCUUGGCAUGGAAUACGCCUCCGGUCGAGCUGGACUCGCAGACGGCACGAGAUGGACAGAGGCGUUUUGAGCUCUUCACUGGUGACAUCGACGGAAAGAUUCGCCUUUGGGACCUUCGAGGAGAAACAAGGGGUGCACAAGGCAAAAGAUCACAGGGUCCAUUAGCGGUCCUCGACGCCCACUUCUCCGUCGUAAGGGGCUUAGCGAUCUCGGACGACGGGACAAAGCUGGUAUCGGCCUCUCGAGAUCGUAUGCUGUCGUUUUGGCAAAGGCGCAAAACCGUUCCAAAGGCGUCUUCGUCGAAAAAGGAUAUCAACGGUACCUCUGCAUCAGUGUCUUGGAAUCUCUGCGACUCAGUGACGGCAGGUGAAUCGCUUGAAAGCGCUGGGUUCCUCCGACGAGGCUCCACUCUUUUAAAAAGAAAGCAGGACCUCGAGAAAGCAGAGCAGGACCUCGUCUGGACAGGAGGUGCUGAAGGAGAGAUUCGGAUCUGGAGCUUUACUUCUCAGGUCGUCGUCGCCGUUCAGCCCGGAGGCCGCUGGGCCACGGACCAGGCUCGAGCGCAACAGCCUCAUGGAAGAAGGCGGAGCGAAGAGCGAGAAAGUUCAGAGGAUCUCGACAAAGGCGACGAAGACGAAACAAGGGCCAUAACGGAAGUGCACUACGCGGCUCAGAUAGAUACUCUGGUCAGCGUGCACGCCGACCAGACUUUCUCCUUUCGCUGCGCUCCGGUGCCUGUUCUGGCGGAGGACUCAGAGCGACGGCCGAGACGGAGAGCUUUGUCGAGAUUGCGCCAGCUCGUGGGUUUCAAUGACCAGAUAAUCGAUCUGGCGCUCCUCUCGCCGGGCGACGUCCAAGACUCGCAUCUGGCGGUGGCAACCAAUAGCACGUCGGUCAGGAUCUACCAUCUGGGAGCGGCAGAGCACGACGUCCAGAUGCUCCCUUCGGACUCGCGUCCUGCAGAUGGACACGCUGGCUUGAUCCUGUGCUUGGACAAGUGCCAAGGUGCAAAAUGGCUCGUCACCGGCUCCAAAGACGCUACAGCAAGAAUCUGGGCCCAAAUCAUACCCACAGCAUCUUGCCUCGACGAGGGCGAAGUUGAGGGAAAGGGGAUUGUCACACCACUGUGGAGAUGCGUGGCCGUUGCGAAAGGUCACACUGAGAGCGUAGGCGCCAUUGCCUUUGCCAGAAGAAACGACCCGCAAGGACACCCGCCUUUCAUGGUGACGGGCAGCCAAGACCGAACGGCAAAGGUCUGGGACCUCUCCACAAUGGCCGAACACAUCAAAUCACUGCAGUCUAACCCUGACGCAGAUCCUCUCUUCCUUUCGUCACUUACCACUCUCAAGAUCCACGACAAGGACAUCAAUGCGCUCGAUGUGGCUCCCAAUAAUGCCCUUCUGCUGUCGGGCUCCCAGGACAGGACGGCAAAACUUUUUUCCAUCAGCUACACGCCCCCCUCCAAGGCGAAUGCCAGUCGAGCUUCAGCCUCGCUCAAGCAGCUGACGACUUGCCGCGCUCACAAACGCGGUGUCUGGUCUGUUGCAUUUAGUCCAACUGAUGCUGCUUUCGUUACGGCAAGCGGCGACCGCACCGUUCGACUGUGGUCGCUGGCCACAUUCGGCUGCGUCAAAACGUUCGAGGGUCAUACCAAUGCCGUGCUUCGAGCUCGAUUCCUACCGCAAUUCCGUGGCAUGCAGCUUCUGACUAGCGCCAGCGAUGGCCUUGUCAAGCUCUGGAGCGUGCGCGACGAAAUUUGUGUCGACACACUAGACGGUCAUGAGGAUCGUGUAUGGGGUCUCGAAUGUCGCCAGAAUGCUUCGGAAAUACUGUCGGCGGGUGCCGAUGGUAUGAUCCGUGUAUGGCAGGAUCGAACAGAGCUCGACGUUGAGGAAGCGGCCCAGCAGCGCCAAGUUGAUGUUGAACGCGAACAGCGUUUUACCAACUUUGUGGCACUUCGCGACUAUCGCAACGCGAUUGCUCUUGCCUUGGCUAUGGAUCAGCCUCGACGUCUUUUCGACCUAUUUUCGUCGGUGGACGCAAGUCGAGGCAGAGAUCAGAAGUUUGGAAAUGAUGAAGAUGGACUCUUUGCCUCUAUUAAAAUCGACGGCGGCCAGCAAGCGGGUAGCAUCACUGGCUCACACGACGUCGACGACGUCAUCCGGACAAUGUCAGCAAAGCAACUCGCCCGCCUGCUUACUUUCGUGCGGGAUUGGAACACCUCGGCGCGGACCGCUGGCACUGCCCAAAUGGUGCUCCACGCUGUGCUGAGACUUCACUCUCCUCAAGCCAUCAUCGAUGCCUUUGAGUGGCGACCAAUUGACAGUGGAGAGCCAGUUAGCAGCGUCGAGGCCGGCGACCGCAAAGCUGUGGAUAGGCGAAGUGCGCGAAGGUCGAGAGCACAGGAUCUGGCAAGCAUCGUUGAUGCACUGAUACCAUACACCGAGCGCCACUACAGCAGAGCAGAGCGCAUCCUCACCGAGAGCUCAAUGCUCGAGUACACGCUGGAGGCUAUGGAUGCCAUCCUAGGUCCUAGCUUUCAGGAUGAACAAGCGCAGACGCCCCUAAAGAAUGGCGUCACAACUCCCGUCCCUUUCGAAGUGGCGGUCAGCACAGACGAGGAGUCAGACGCGGCAAUGAGCGAAGAUCUUGACGAAUGAGGCCAAUGCUUUGGUCAUUAAUGGCAUGUUGUAUUGAAAAUCUCAUCUCAUCAUAAUGGUGAACCAAAGGAAGUCUUUCUACGACGACGAUUGAGUUGCGCGCACAACUGAGUCUCUCGCGCCACGUCCUGCUCCUCCGCCGCGGCCAUU